UUUAAUUAAUACGGAGUACAAGUGUAACCAGAAGGAUUUACUCACUCCUUAUAAUGUUUGAUGGAAUUGGAUCAAUUCGCUAAUGUGCAAUCAUCUACAAACCAACCGCCGCUCGCUCCUCUCUCUUCUAUACAUGCUGCCAUUGCCAUUGCCAUUGCUAUUGCUAUUGCUGUUGAUAUGCUCUCCCACGUCUCCUCGUAGCUAGCUCCUCCUCCUCUUAUUAGACGCAGACGCAGGCGCAGGCGCAGUCGCAAAAGCAGAGCAUGCGCCAUGAAGCUCGCCGUCGAGAUCUCCGACGCCUCCGACCUCGCGCCCAAGGACGGUGCCGGCGCCUGCAACCCCUUCGUUGAGGUCGAGUUCGACGGCCAGAAUCAGCGCACCCCGGCCAAGCCCGCCGAUCGCUCCCCUCAAUGGAACUACACCCUCCUCUUCGACGUCCGCGACCCCGCCCGCCUCGCCUCCCUCCCCGUCGACGUCUCCGUCCACCACGAUCGCAGCCUCACCGACCACCACGCCGCCCGUCCCCACACCUUCCUCGGCCGCGUCCGCAUCUCCGCCUCCUCGCUCGCCCCUUCCCCCGCGGAAGCCCUCCUCCAGCGCUACCCGCUCGAGAAGCGCAGCCUCUUCUCCCGCGUCUCUGGCGACAUCGCCCUCCGCCUCUACCUCAUCGCCAACGACUCCUCCCAUCCUUCUCCCCCUCUUGCUGCCCCUGCUCCUGCCCCCGUCCCCGUCCCCGCUGUCCACCAGCACCAGCAGCCGCCUCCACAACCCGCCUCCGCCGCCACCGACGACCCCUCCAGAGGCAUCAGGUCCGCCUUCGCCGCCGGGGAAACGGACAGGUCUUCAGCCUUCGCCCCUGCCCAGCAACCGGAGUCAACGUCAGCGGCGGCCGAGUCCAAGGGGAAGACCAGCCACCAGCCUCGUGUGUUCCGGUCCGUACCCGCGGCCUCUGAACCCAGGCGGGCCACGCUCCACGCGGUGGCCGCGCCGCCCCCACCGCCAGGCACGACGGUGGUCAUGCCACGCCCGCCCGGCCCCGCCGCCGCUCCGCCUGCGUCGGCGUACGGCCUCGUGGAGACGAAGCCACCCCUGCCGGCGAAGAUGGGCCCACGAGCGGCGGUGGCUGCGGCGGCGAAGAUCGCGUCGACGUACGACAUGGUGGAGCCCAUGUCGUACCUGUACGUGAGCGUGGUGAAGGCGCGCGACCUCCCGACCAUGGACAUCACCGGCGCGCUGGACCCCUACGUCGAGGUGAAGCUCGGCAACUUCAAGGGCGUCACGCGCCACCUGGAGAAGAACCCCAACCCGGUGUGGCGGCAGGUGUUCGCCUUCUCCCGCGACCACCUGCAGGCGAGCCAGCUGGAGGUGGUCGUCAAGGACAAGGACGUCCUCAAGGACGACUUCGUCGGCCACGUCGUCUUCGACAUGUCCGACAUCCCGCAGCGCGUCCCGCCCGACAGCCCCCUCGCCCCGCAGUGGUACCGCCUCGCCGACCGCUCCGGCGAGAAGCUCCGGCACGGCGAGAUCAUGCUGGCCGUCUGGCUGGGCACGCAGGCCGACGAGGCGUUCCCGGAGGCCUGGCACUCGGACGCGCACUCGGUGUCGCAGGAGGGCCUCGCCAGCACGCGCUCCAAGGUGUACUACUCCCCCAAGCUCAUCUACCUCAAGGUGAUGGCCAUCGCGGCGCAGGACCUGAUUCCCGCCGAGAAGGGCCGGCCGCUGGCGCCGUGCAUCGUCAAGAUACAGCUCGGCGGGCAGACGCGGCGGACGCGGCCACAGGGGUCGGCCAACCCAGUGUGGAACGAGGAGUUCAUGUACGUGGCCGCCGAGCCGUUCGACGAGCCGCUGGUGGUGACGGUGGAGGAGCGCGUGGCCGCGGGGCGCGACGAGCCGGUGGGGCGCGUGGUCAUUCCGGUGGCGGCCCCGUACGUGCCUCGCAACGACCUGGCGAAGUCGAUCGAGGCCAAGUGGUUCAGCCUGUCGCGCGCGCUGACGGCGGACGAGGCCGCGGCGGCGGAGGCGACGAAGCUCAAGUCGUCGUUCGCGAGCAAGAUCCACCUGCGGCUGAGCCUGGAGACCGCGUACCACGUGCUGGACGAGUCGACGCACUAUAGCAGCGACCUGCAGCCGGCGGCGAAGAAGCUGCGGAAGAGCCCGAUCGGGAUCCUGGAGCUGGGCAUCCUCGGGGCGCGCAACCUGGCGCCCGGGAAGAGCCCCUACUGCGUGGCCAAGUACGGCGCCAAGUGGGUGCGGACGCGGACGCUGCUCAGCACGGUGGCUCCCCGGUGGAACGAGCAGUACACCUGGGAGGUGUUCGACCUGUGCACGGUGGUGACGGUGGCGGUGUUCGACAACUGCCACCUGACCGGCGGGCCCGAGGCCAAGGACCAGAGGAUCGGCAAGGUGCGGGUGCGGCUGUCGACGCUGGAGACGGACCGGGUGUACACGCACUUCUACCCGCUGAUGACGCUGACGCCGGGGGGCCUGAAGAAGACCGGCGAGCUUCACCUGGCGGUGCGGUUCACGUGCACGGCGUGGGCCAACAUGCUGGCCAUGUACGGGAAGCCGCUGCUGCCGAAGAUGCACUACACCAACCCCAUCUCCGUGCUGCAGAUGGACUACCUGCGGUUCCAGGCGAUGCAGAUGGUGGCGGCAAGGCUGGGGCGCGCGGAGCCCCCGCUGCACCGCGAGGUGGUGGAGUACAUGCUGGACGUGGACUCGCACAUGUUCAGCCUGCGGCGGAGCAAGGCCAACUUCAACCGGAUGACGUCGCUCUUCUCCGGGGCGGUGGCGGUGGCGAAGUGGAUGGAGGGGAUCUGCAAGUGGAAGAACCCGGUGACCACCAUCCUGGUGCACCUGCUGUUCCUCAUCCUGGUGUGCUACCCGGAGCUCAUUCUGCCCACCGUGUUCCUGUACCUCUUCGUGAUCGGGCUGUGGAACUACCGGCGGCGGCCGCGGAAGCCGGCGCACAUGGACACGGCGCUGUCGCACGCGGAGCCGGAGCGGGUGCACCCGGACGAGCUGGACGAGGAGUUCGACACGUUCCCGACAAGCAAGCCGGGGGACGUGGUGCGGAUGCGGUACGACCGGCUGAGGAGCGUGGCCGGGAGGGUGCAGACGGUGGUGGGGGACCUGGCGACGCAGGGGGAGCGGGCGCAGGCGCUGCUGAGCUGGCGCGACCCUCGGGCCACGGCCAUCUUCGUCCUGCUCUCGCUGCUCAUCGCGGUGCUGCUCUACGUCACGCCGUUCCAGGUGGUGGCGGUGGUGCUGGGCCUCUACCUCCUCCGCCACCCUCGCUUCCGGAGCAAGCAGCCCUCCGUCCCCUUCAACUUCUACAAGCGACUCCCCGCCAAGUCCGACGUCCUCCUUUGAAUCAACUCCCACGCUACAAGUUCCAGUUCCAGUUCCAGUUCCAGUUCCAUUUCCCAACCGACGUACGACAAAGAGCUAGCAUAGCAGCAACGGCAGUCAGCAGUCGGGCGGCAAAUAAUGCACGCGCGAGCCCCCAAAAGCUAGACCACGACGGAAGAAGAAUCCCCAUAAUACUGUACAAGGCACGCACACAGACACAGGACAGGAGGAGCGAAGGCAAAGUUGGUUGUUGCUACAUUCCCUUCUUUUCUUCGUCCGUCCACCGAUUUUUUUUAGUGACACGAGAUUCCUACCUGCUGCCUGCAGAUGCUUCUUCUUUUUUUCCUUUCCUCUUCUCUCUCUUUCUUUCUUUCUUUCCGUGCCUCUGGAAUGUGCCUGUAUAUUCGAUACUAUCCCUGGGGUCGCCUCUGUCUCUUUGUAUAUCAUAUCAUAUCAUAUCAUAGCCUAGCCAUCCAA
Molecule: messenger RNA, 3828 nt
Organism: Oryza brachyantha (malo sina)
Lineage: Eukaryota; Viridiplantae; Streptophyta; Magnoliopsida; Poales; Poaceae
Product: FT-interacting protein 3-like
Exons: 1
Coding region: 271-3372 (1033 amino acids)
Source: RefSeq, a predicted model, not a curated record